AUGAACUAUGAUGAGACCAACCUCACAGAUUGUAAAACCUAUAUUUAUAAAAGAGGCACAAAGUACCCAGAAAGAAUAUUAAAUAAUUCGAAAACAGCAAUUUCACUCAUGUUUACAGGUACGGCACAUGGUGAGUUGUUACCAAUAUAUGUGGUAUAUAAAUCAGAUCAUCUAUGGGAUACGUGGCUAGAAGGUGGACCUGAAGGGACGAGGUACAGUCGAUCAAAAAGUGGGUGGUUCGAUGCAGUCUGUUUUAAAGACUGGUUUAAUACCAUUAUAGUACCUUACGCACAUAAGAUAGCGGGCCGAAAACUUCUAAUCGGAGAUAAUCUGUCGUCUUAUUUUUCAGAAAACUUACUAAAGACUUGUAAAGAAAUAAAUAUUGCAUUUGUGUGCUUACCACCGAAAACCACACAUCUGCUUCAACCAUUAGAUGUCGCGUUUUUCGCUCCGCUAAAGACAUACUGGCGAGAUGUAUUAACUCAUUGGAAGUUAAUGGAAGAGCGGAAACAUAAAACUUUGGUUAAAAAUUCAUUUCACAAAUUAUUGGGUCAACUAAAAAACAAAUUGGUUAAAAGAGGUGCUGUAUCUCGUAAUCUCGAAGCAGGUUUUAGUAAAUCGGGUUUAUAUCCAAUCAACCCUGAACUUCCUAAGUCACGACUGCCACAAAGGACAAAUGUUACAGAUCAACAAAUAAAUAACACUACAUUAUUAGUAGUAACAGAAAUUUUGCAAGAAAUAAGGAAUCCUCUAGCGCCUGCACAAAUAAGACGAAAAAGGAAGUGUGAUGUACAGCCCGGGAAAAGUAUGACAGCAGCAGACUUGGUUCAAAGUGAACUUCAUACAACUACGAAGUCAAAUAAAAAAAAAACAAGAAAAGCCCAAGGGUAA
Messenger RNA from Parnassius mnemosyne (clouded apollo), 891 nucleotides. Lineage: Eukaryota; Metazoa; Arthropoda; Insecta; Lepidoptera; Papilionidae. The record is from the annotation of a GenBank genome assembly.